UGUAUUUAAUUACAACUUCAUGACUAAGGUUCCUUUUAUGUGUAAAGUAUCUUUCAUCUACAUCUGUAAUUUGUGAAAGGAAAAGCGUGUUAAUUACUCGGGAAUGGCUAUAAAUACAACUGUCCCACACACGGUUUCACCCACCCAAUAUUCAGAGUCGAGAAAAUCAUGGCACUCAAAUCUAUUCACAUUCUCCUCGCCUUCCUCUCACUUCUGGCGGUUUCAGCCGCUUCCCGCGGCCCCAUAGUCGGCGGCUGGCACCCGAUCUCCAAUCCCAAUGCACCGGAGAUUGUUGAAAUCGCGAAAUUCGCGGUGGCCGAACACAACAAAGAGAAGAAAGCGUCCUUGAUUUUCGUGUCUGUGGUCAAGGGAGAAUCGCAGGUGGUGGCUGGUACCAAUUACAGGCUCGUGAUCUCCGCCAAGGAUGGCGCCUCAGCCGCCCCCAAAACCUAUACCGCCGUUGUUUGGUCCAAGGUUGCGCCGAAAUCCCUAGAGCUCACUUCCUUCGAGCAAAUUAAAGGUUAAUCGCCGAUUUUAUAUACAUAGGGGAAAUGCGGAUCGCCGGUUAUGAAGAAUAUUGUAUUUUCUAGUGGGUUUUACGCCCUAACUGGCUGAGUGGCCAGAUUGUGUAUCAGUUAUUAAAGUGAAAUAAAAUAUCCAGAUUUUUGUA
Molecule: messenger RNA, 670 nt
Organism: Salvia miltiorrhiza (redroot sage)
Lineage: Eukaryota; Viridiplantae; Streptophyta; Magnoliopsida; Lamiales; Lamiaceae
Product: cysteine proteinase inhibitor 5-like
Exons: 1
Coding region: 169-525 (118 amino acids)
Molecular function (GO): cysteine-type endopeptidase inhibitor activity
Source: RefSeq, a predicted model, not a curated record